Molecule: messenger RNA, 4355 nt
Organism: Alnus glutinosa
Lineage: Eukaryota; Viridiplantae; Streptophyta; Magnoliopsida; Fagales; Betulaceae
Product: pleiotropic drug resistance protein 1-like
Exons: 24
Coding region: 38-4339 (1433 amino acids)
Cellular component (GO): membrane
Molecular function (GO): ATP hydrolysis activity; ATP binding; ABC-type transporter activity
Source: RefSeq, a predicted model, not a curated record
GGUGUGUACGCGCGUUUAAGCUGUAAUCUUUCGCACAAUGGAGAGUGGUGAUAUAUAUAAGGCCUGCAGUAGUUCGUCGGUAUGGGGGAACAAUGCCAUGGAAGUCUUCUCGAGAUCUUCACGAUCAGAGGAAGACGACGAAGAAGCUCUCAAAUGGGCUGCGCUACAGAAGCUUCCUACUUACAAUCGUUUGAACAAAGGAUUACUGACAACGCCGCAUGGCGAAGCCACCGAAAUCGACGUGCAUGAUCUUGGGCUCAAGCAAAGGAAAUGUUUGAUGGAGAGGUUGGUGAAGGUCCCCGAAGAGGAUCAUGAGAAAUUCUUGUUCAAGCUCAAGGACCGCAUCGACAGAGUUGGAAUUGUUCUUCCUACAAUUGAAGUCCGGUUCGAGCAUUUAAAUGUUGCGGCAGAUGUUCAUGUUGGAAGCAGGGCUUCGUCUACAUUCUUAAAUUUCUCUGUUAACAUACUUGAGGGUUUCUUGAAUUAUCUUCGUAUUCUUCCAAGUAGCAAGAAACAACUGUCUAUCCUUCAAGAUGUUAGUGGAGUCAUCAAGCCUAGCAGAAUGACAUUGCUUUUGGGGCCUCCAAGUUCCGGAAAGACCUCGCUCUUGUUGGCUUUGGCUGGAGAGCUUGAUCCCGACCUAAAGCUCUCUGGAAAUGUGAGUUAUAAUGGCCAUGAAAUGCACGAGUUCGUUCCCCAGAGAACUGCAGCCUAUGUGAGUCAACAUGACCUCCAUAUUGCUGAAAUGACUGUGAGGGAAACCUUGGCCUUUUCUGCAAGAUGUCAAGGGGUCGGAUCGCGUUAUGAGAUGCUAGCGGAGCUAUUAAGAAGAGAGAAAGAAGCCAACAUUAGGCCUGAUCCUGAUAUUGAUAUCUACAUGAAGGCGAUAGCAACAGAAGGUCAGGAGGCAAGCGUGGUGACAGAUUAUAUUCUAAAGGUUUUGGGAUUGGAUGUCUGUGCAGAUACCUUGGUAGGAAGUCAAAUUAUACGGGGAAUAUCUGGAGGACAAAGGAAGCGUGUUACAACAGGCGAGAUGUUGGUCGGACCAUCUAAGGUGCUAUUCAUGGAUGAGAUAUCUACUGGUUUGGAUAGCUCGACAACAUUUCAGAUCGUGAAUUCAAUCAAGCAAUAUGUUCACAUUCUCAAUGGAACUGUUGUCAUCUCACUCCUCCAGCCGGCACCAGAGACUUAUGAUCUUUUUGAUGACAUUAUUCUUCUCUCUGAUGGCCAGAUUGUGUACCAGGGUCCCCGUGAACAAGUGCUAGAAUUUUUUGAUUUUAUGGGCUUUAAAUGUCCUGAGAGGAAAGGAGUCGCCGACUUCCUGCAAGAAGUAACAUCAAGGAAAGAUCAGGAGCAGUAUUGGACUCGUAAAAAUGAGCUUUACCGAUUUGUUACCGUUAAGGAAUUUGCGGAGGCAUUCGAAUCAUUCCAUGUGGGGCGGAAGGUUAGGGAUGAACUCGCAACUCCCUUCAACAAGGAAAAGAGCCACCCAGCUGCUUUGACAGCUAGAAAAUAUGGUGUUAAAAAGGAGGAGCUUUUGAAAGCUUGCUUGUCAAGAGAAUUCUUGCUUAUGAAGAGGAAUUCGUUUGUCUACAUUUUCAAGCUCAUCCAACUUACAAUAAUGGCACUGAUUGCGAUGACACUUUUCCUACGGACUGAGUUGCACCACAAUUCAGCAACUGAUGGAAGUAUCUACACUGGUGCUUUGUUCUAUAGCAUCGUUGUUAUCAUGUUUAGUGGUGUAGCUGAGAUUUCCAUGACCGUUGCAAAGCUUCCAGUUUUCUUCAAGCAAAGGAAGCUCCUAUUCUAUCCUCCAUGGGCAUAUUCUCUCCCUGCAUGGAUCAUCAAGAUCCCUCUCUCGUCUCUAGAAGUUGCAAUCUGGGUUUUCAUCACCUACUAUGUCAUUGGAUUUGACCCAAGUGUUGCAAGGUUGUUUAAGCAGUUCCUUGUGCUCUUCCUUGUAAAUCAGAUGGCUUCUGCAUUAUUCCGCUUUGUUGCUGUAAUUGGUAGGGGGAACCUGAUUGUUGCCAACACAUUUGGGUCAUUUGCAUUGGUCAUGCUUUUUGCUUUGGGUGGCUUUGUCCUGUCAAGAGAGAACAUAAAGAAAUGGUGGAUAUGGGGUUACUGGAUUUCGCCUAUGAUGUAUGGGCAGAAUGCUUUAGUAAUCAACGAGUUCCUUGGGAAGAGUUGGAGACAAGUUCUGCCAAGCUCAACGGAAUCACUGGGGGUCGAAGUUUUGAAGUCUCGCGGAUUCUUCUCUCAUGCAUAUUGGUACUGGAUAGGAGUAGGGGCAUUAGUUGGAUAUGUAUUAUUUCUGAAUGCUGGCUUCACUCUGGCUCUCACUUUUCUAAAUCCAUUAGGGAAGCCAGAGACUGUUAAAUCAGAAGAGCCUCAAAGCAAUGGAUGUGAUGACAGAUCUGAAAAGGCCAUUGGAUCACCAAUAUCUAGAGGAAAUAGCUCAACUCACAGAACCAACAUAGAGAGUGGAAAUGAAAUUAGCAGGAACAGGAGAAAAGGAAUGGUUCUUCCAUUUGAGCAGCAUACUCUCACCUUUGAUGAAAUUACGUACUCCGUUGACAUGCCACAGGAAAUCAAGAAUAAAGGUGUCACGGAUGAUCAAUUAGUGCUCUUAAAGGGUGCGAGCGGUGCUUUCAGGCCAGGAGUUCUCACAGCUCUGAUGGGUGUCAGUGGUGCUGGUAAAACAACUCUGAUGGAUGUACUGGCGGGUAGAAAAACUGAUGGAUAUAUUGACGGGAAGAUCACAAUUUCUGGGUACCCAAAGAAGCAAGAAACUUUUGCUCGAGUUUCUGGAUAUUGUGAGCAAAACGACAUCCACUCUCCUCAUGUUACUGUCUAUGAGUCGUUGCUUUAUUCAGCAUGGCUCCGUCUGUCUGCUGAUGUUGAUUCUGAGACAAGGAAGAUGUUCAUCGAGGAAGUGAUGGAGCUUGUGGAGCUGAAACCACUGAGGCAAGCAUUAGUUGGGUUGCCUGGUGUGAAUGGUCUCUCAACCGAGCAACGCAAGAGGCUAACCAUUGCAGUAGAGCUAGUUGCCAACCCCUCCAUAAUUUUUAUGGAUGAACCAACUUCAGGGCUGGAUGCUAGAGCUGCUGCUAUUGUUAUGAGAACGGUAAGGAACACCGUCGACACUGGAAGAACAGUUGUGUGCACCAUCCAUCAGCCAAGCAUCGACAUAUUUGAAGCUUUCGAUGAGCUAUUCCUACUGAAGCAAGGAGGGCAAGAGAUAUAUGUCGGGCCAUUGGGUCGUCAUUCUUGCCAUUUAAUCAAGUAUUUUGAGGGACUAGGAGUCAGUAAAAUUCAAGAUGGUUACAAUCCAGCAACUUGGAUGUUGGAAGUUACUUCGUCAGCACGUGAAACAGCUUUGGGGAUUGAUUUUGCUAAUGCAUACAGAAAUUCAGAGCUGUACAGGAGAAACAAAUCACUUGUUAGAGAAUUGAGCAGCCCUGUUCCUGGAUCAAAGGAUCUCUUCUUCCCUACUCAAUACUCACAGUCAUAUUUCUCACAAUUCAUGGCUUGCUUAUGGAAACAACACUGGUCAUAUUGGCGCAACCCGCUAUACACUGCUGUAAGGUUUCUCUUCACGAUGAUCAUAGCCCUGAUGUUCGGGACAAUGUUCUGGAACCUUGGCUCCAAAACCACAAAGCAACAAGAUGUAUUCAAUGCUAUGGGUUCCAUGUAUGCUGCUGUUAUCUUUAUUGGUGUUAAGAACUCUAACUCGGUGCAGCCAGUAGUGGCUGUUGAACGAACAGUCUUCUAUAGAGAAAGAGCGGCUGGGAUGUAUGCAGCCUUGCCAUAUGCCUUCGCACAGGUUGUGAUUGAGCUCCCAUAUGUUUUUGUACAAGCUGUGGCCUAUGGUUUGAUAGUAUAUGCAAUGAUUGGAUUUGAGUGGACUGCUGCCAAAUUCUUCUGGUAUAUAUUUUUCAUGUAUUUUUCUCUACUGUACUUCACCUUCUAUGGCAUGAUGGCUGUUGCUAUGACACCAAACCACCACAUUGCUUCCGUAAUUGCUUCUGCAUUUUAUGGAAUAUGGAACAUCUUUUCAGGAUUCAUAGUCCCACGACCUAGGAUCCCCAUUUGGUGGAGAUGGUACUCUUGGGCAUGUCCAAUAGCUUGGAGCUUGUACGGGUUGACUGCAUCAGAAUUUGGAGAUAAGAAGAGCAUGCUUGAAACUGGUGAAACAGUUGAAGAAUUUGUGAGAGACUAUUUUGGUUUCAGACAUGAUUUCGUGGGGGUGGCUGCAGCUGCCGUUUUUGGGUUCGCAGUACUCUUUGCAUUUAUCUUUGCCAUGUCCAUUAAAGUCUUCAAUUUCCAAAGGCGAUAGAAAUUUUUUUUGAUCA